AUGUUCACAUUCUCACCAUAUAAUAAGGAAUAUAUAUGUGUUUAUGAAAUGAAUAAUUAAUUUAUUAAAUCUAAAGAUAUUACUGUAAAAUGUGGAUCAGGUGAGUAUUUUCUAUUUCCUUAAUAAUAUAUAAAUGCAAAAAGUAUGCUUGUGAGUAAGAAUGGUGAAUAUGUCAACUUAAUUAGGAAAGAAUAAAAUGGAGACUUAUUAACUAUAUAAUCUAUAUAUUUUGGAACUAAUCUUUUAUAUGGAGCUAUGAGUGAUGAUGGACAAUAUUUGGUUACUUGGGAUAUUGAAUCAAAAUAAAUACAAAUUAGAAGAUAUUAAGAACAAUGA
Messenger RNA from Paramecium primaurelia, 336 nucleotides. The record is from the annotation of a GenBank genome assembly. Lineage: Eukaryota; Ciliophora; Oligohymenophorea; Peniculida; Parameciidae.